Pelobates cultripes (western spadefoot toad) is the source of this 37295-nucleotide messenger RNA. NCBI's taxonomy places the organism in Eukaryota, Metazoa, Chordata, Amphibia, Anura, Pelobatidae. The record is from the annotation of a GenBank genome assembly.
GCAACGACGUGAGGCGCGGUGAGCUCAGUCCGCAUUUACGGCGCGCUCUCCUAGGUAACCGCCCAGAGCACCGGCCACAGCUCCCCUCUCUCUUCUCUUCCGGACAACAACAAUGGCGGAUCCCGCAGACAUAACGGCUCCCUCCUCCCCCCCUCCGCAUCCCACCGGCGCGCCUCCCCCUCCUCCCACCCCCAUGGCCGGCACCGACGGCUCCCAGCGGCUGCUCUUCUCACACGACCUGGUGUCCGGUUAUUACCGGGGCCUGGCACGGUUCGGCCUGGUGCGGCUCAUCCACGGGGAGGACUCUGACUCUGAGGAUGACGAGGUGGUGGUGAAAGAAGAGGAGUCUAGCAGAGGGAGCAAGAAGGGAGGAGGAGGAGGGGGUGAGGGGGGCCAGGGGAGCCCCGGCUCGGAGGCUGCAGGGGAGGCCAGCAGGUUUGGGCCCCUGAAGAGGGGGUAUGUGCGGGUGCAGUGGUACCCAGAGGGCAUCAAGCAGGACGUGAGGGAGACAAAGGUAAUGGGAUGGGUGUCAUGAUGCUCAUGGUAAUAUUGGGCCAUCGGUGGGGUAUAGUCACUAAUAGGGAUUGUAAAUAAUUUUCAAUUGGACGUGUUGGGGUAAGAAAAAUGCUAAAUGUCACCCCCCUGUUUUCAACUGAAAUUGUUGUACACCCUGGUCAGUGACAAACCAUUCCAGGUUGAGAUUACACAAACCUCAUGUUCAUUUGUCUGGCUGAGCAUUGUGAGAAGCAGAUUUUUUCCAGAAAUUGCAGUGGAUAAGUUAAAUGCCAUCUGCAGGAUAUUAGUUGUUGAUUGUUGAGGGGGUUAUAGGGGUUUUAGAGGAAAGUAUUGAAAUUAGCUCUUUUUUUUUUCUUUUUUUUUAAUAACAUGCAUAAUGAUAGAAUUUACUUAGGGGGUUGUAAUAGGACUACUUUGGACUACAUUGUUAUAGGACUACUGCAUUGCCCAUGCACAAAGAACACAGGAAAAAAAUAUAUAUACUUCAGAACAGGGUGCAUUUUCUUAUAAGCCCCACCAUUGCAUUUAGUUCUAUGAAAUAGAACCUCAUGGUAAAGUGGAACUGUCUGGAAUGUAAUGGUCAAAUACCAAUAGCAGAAUUGGAUAAAUUAAAGGCCACCAUUUUACAGCCGUGAAAUACCGUAUGUUUUUUAUUUUUUUAUUUUAAACAUCUCCUUGAAUGAAUAGACAAAGACACCAUACUAGUUAAAAAUUCCAAAUUCUUGUAUAACUGUGUGAUAUGGUCUUCUUACAUAGUACUAUUUUGUUUUAAUCAAACAGUAAGUUUUUGAAAAUCAAAUUGUUUGCUGGCUAUAGUAACUUGGGUAAUGUGGUCCUUAACACCAGAAGCGUUAGCAUUGAGUCAUUACUGAUGUACUGUGACAAUUUAUGGCUGUCAAGCUCAACUUAAUAUAAAAGGAUAUCUCCACUGUGACAUCUAUCUCUGAGAUGGCAUUGUUCCACUCUCUUUAUCUGGUUAAAGUAAUAUUUCAGUGAAAGUAAUGAAUGCGACUAUGAAUCUGCCACAUCUUUUAAUGAUAAUGGCAACUUGUCAGAUGAGGUCUGUUUAGGCAGGUCUUGUUGAUUUGGUACAGAAUGACAGUAAUCAUGGCCUAGUGUCAGAAGAUUUUUUCACAGUUCUUCUCAUUCAUCUUCCCCAUCCAACUCUGGCACUGCCUGAGGCAUUCUGUCUCUUUCCAUCAUUAAAGCACAGGAUACAUAAUUGUUUUUGUUUUUUUUCCAUUUGUCCCAAAAACUCCAAAGAGGCCUUUGCAGCCACCAUCUCUCAUAUCCAAAUUGCCAUGAAUUCUAAACACAUAGUUAAUGCUUCCCGUACAGUCUAUUUGGCAUAUUACAAGAUGUAAGACACCAUCAGAUUUUUAUGUCUAGGAAAUCUUCAAAUUAAAUUAUUUAUAAAUUGAAAAAAAGCAUGAGUUUGUGAGCAAUGCAAAUUAGGCCUCAUAAGUCUUUAAAUAUUAAUAUAAAGACAUAUGCAAUAUAUGUUGCGUCUUGAAAAACUGGAACAAAUUACAUUUUCCGUGACACAAUUACAGGUCUGACAAAGCAGACUGUAAAGAUGGGUGUGAUUCUAAAGUGUCUGCAUUAUGUAGCAGAUCAGAUGUAGCUGGUUCAUCUAGGCCUUUAUGGUCAUGUUUGUUGAAAUAUUUAUUUAUUUGUUUAUUUUAUUUCUCUUUACUGAGAAUUUGCAACAUGAUAUGCGUCUUCAUAUUUGUACGCUUUAUGACCAUUUCGAAAGGCAUUAGAUCUGCUACGAGACAUUUUGCAUUAAGCCCAUAGUUAAUGGAAUUGUGCAGAUGGUUAAAAUAUAUUUAUAACUUUGUAUUUUUAGUUUUAUUUAAAAAUGUAUACCUUUUGGAAAUCUGAAAAUUACAUAAACCUGUUAUUACGUGUUAAGUUAAUGAUUGGCUGAAAUCACACGUGUGUUGUUGGGGAAGACAGGUUAUUUCCUUACUUGUGAUAAGAUAGUUAAUGGAAAGGGAGUGAGAAAAUUACAGCACAUUGCAGUCCAGAUAAAUCACAUGACUGUGCAGAAAUUACUGUUAAUACCCGGAAUCCCCCCUCCCCCCCUGUUUUCCCCACAUCAACCUUACUGAUAUUGUGUAUCACUGAUUGCCCAGGUUUUAGUCACAGUGCCUGCAAGAUUAUAUUGUAUCACUAUACUAAAUCUUUGAUAGCUAACCUUUGGCCUUGCAGCUGUCGUGGACCACGUUUCCCAUGAGGCUCAGCCAACGAUAUGGCUGGCUGCGCCUUAUAAGGCACAGUCCAUGACAGCUGUAGUGCCAAAGGUUACUCAAGAUUGAGCCAAAUACUCAAGGGGUUAGUGGACUAGAACACUUAGCGAUUUGUUCAUAUAACACCAGUUUGCAGAGAUUUCAGGAUCAAAUUACUAAAUACACUCUAAAAUAAACCGUAAUUAUAGCAGAGUCUCUCAUGUAUUUAUUUUUUCCAUAUCUGCUAUUAUUUAGACAUUUUUAGUCUUGAUUUAAUGUAUCUAAAAUUCUGUAGUUGGUGAAUAAACCCUUUAGAAACGUGGUGAUUGGUUAGAGAAUUGUAUAAUACUAGUAACAUAAAAAUGUACAAUAAUAAAGAAGUCUUCACCAGUGUUUAAAAACAUGUGAAAUAUUCUGCUUAUCUUGUGAGAUUUCAAUCUGUCUAUUAAUUAUCCAAGGUCUGUAUCUGUGAAGAUGCUGUAAUGCAGCUGUUAAAUAUUUUCAGCCUCUGCACAGCAUUGACUGAACAUUCACUCCUAUCUUCACGUGGUUAAUCAGCCCAUCAGAUUCUUUUCUCAUGAGAAUUAUAUGAAAUAUUGAUAAACCUAUUAAUAGUAUCAUUUUCAUCUGGGCUGUUUUAGAUCCGCAUUGCCUCAUCAUUCUCAGUAGCUAUUUAUCUUUUAAAUUUCUCUCCAAAUUUUACAAUUUUAUUACUGCAUAUUGUGCGUUUUUAGUCUCUGAUCUGAUAUUCCUGAUUUAUUUCAGGAAUCUGAAAUCACUGCUUGUAGGUGUAUCUGUUCUUUAUAUUGAUUUUAAUAAACCCACAUAAAAGGGUAUUCACUAAAGUUAUAAUUACCGGGAAAUCAAUGUGAAUUUAAAUAUUAGACCAUAUUAGCAGAGUUAGAAAAAUUCUCCUUGUCAAUUCUGUUUUGACUUUGGCUAGGGGCCUGGAAUCUGGUGCUUGUUUUUUAGCCUUCUUUUUAAUAAAUGAAAUUUUUGGGUAAUACAUCUAAUAAUGGAUAUGAAACAUUUUAUUUACUUUAAUAAGUAGCCAUAAUUAAAAAAAUAAAAAUAAAAAAAUCAAAGAAUAGUUUUUGUUACCUUUUAACACUAAUUACGCAACUUUCUCUUACAUUUUUGUUGUCUGAAAUUUUCAUAGAAAAACAGAUAUCCAUGUGAAAAUGUGCCCAAAUUCUGCUGCAUCAUGCAGAGAGGGCAUUGCUACAGGUCGGGCUUGAAGAGAAUGGGUUUUUCUCCACUGAUGCAGUUUGUCUGCAUUGUAUCCUAGGAGCAUUCUGGCAAGAAGCCUGUCUGUUCAGAACUGUACUACCACUUUCACACUACACCAGAGAAUUCCCUUCCAUAUCAAUUGCAGUCAGCAAUUCCAUAGAACUCUGGCCAAAACAGAAACAAAAUCGCCUUUUGUUUAAUUAUUGCAUUGUCCUUCUUGUUUUUCUAUUACUGCUGGUACCCUGUACCAUAUUGUAGGCUACUUUGAAUAGUAAGCAUGUGAUUGUUGUAGUUGAUGUCCGUUGGGAGGUUUUUGUGAAAACAGUGUUGGGAAGGACUUCCCGUGACUCUUUCCCAUUGGGGAUGUGGUUAACCCUUUCUGUCCGUGUGUUUACAUAGUACCUUGAAUUACAUUCUGCUAUUUAGAAAUCUCACCCUUUUAUUACAUUAUCUUCAGCAUCUCUAUAUGGAAAACAGACGUUACCAUGUUUCUUUACAAAGUUUAUGGAUAUUGUCACACAAGUAGUAUGUUUAUUAAACCUCUCGAUCCUUUCAAUGUAAUGUGUUUUUUUUAUUUAUUUUUUUUACAAUGACAUUUCAUCUGAUCAGCACAAAGUUACUUAAACCACCAUCUCCACUACAGUGUAUUGCAGUGAUUAUAGUGCUUGGAAGCUAUGGCUAUGCAAUGUCACAAUGAAGAAAAUCUCACUUCGUCAACCAUCCAUCUAGUUGUCUGUAUGAGAGAGCCUGACUGCUAGGGUAUAGGUUGAUUUCGGCCAAGCUGAAUCAACACAGACUCUUUGAUGUGAAUAAACAGUGCGUGCUAAUGCUAUACAAUUUGACAGAUGAUGAAUAAGUAAGAUUUCUUUAUGAAAUCUCACAUUUAGGCAGUGGACUGUGGGUGCUGAGUUAUUCUCCAUUUUUUUUUUUUUUUUUUUUUAAAACCAAAAGGGUUCAAGAAAGCCUUAGGCACUGCCCUUAUAUCUUCUUUAUCCCUAGCCAUGUUAAUGCAGUGUUGGUUUACUUGCUUGAAUAUGUUUGUGUUACCUAGUGUAUCAACAUUCCUGUCCCCACCCCCACUACAAUUUUCUUUAACAUUGUACAAAAACAAAUUUUUCAGAGUCUCUCUUAGAAUUAUAUCAAAGUGAUGUUUAAUUCAAAACGCGCAAAAGGUGCCAUUACUCUAUUCGGGGUAGGCUACCAUCAUAACUCCCGAUGUUGUGGACUACAUGUCCCACGAUGCUUUGCCAGAAUUAUGGUUGUAAGAGCAUUAUGGGAGCUGGUGUCCACAGGACUGGAGUGCCAAAGGUUGUCUAACUCUUGCUCUAGAUUUAUACAUGUGCUGUGUCCAUUUUCUGUUGGAUUUAACUUCCUUCUUUGGUGUGCCAGUACCAUCAUCCUAUAAUAUUGACUGUAUUGUUGUUUUUCAGUUAAAACUGGAAGACCGAUCACUAGUGCCCCGAGACGUUGUACGACGAAUGGGCACAAAGGUAUGUAUUGACUUCUGUUCACAAUCACCCUACUAAGACUGGACAUGUAGAGAGCAUGAACACUUCAAUGUUAUUCUAUAGAGUCAUGCUUUCAAGUUGGCAAAUAAAUGCCUCAAAGUAAUAUUAUCUACUGAAAUUUUCGUUCCUAAUUACUGAACCUCACUGUGCCAUUGUAUUAUUUUUCAGGACAGCCAGUGUGGCACAGUGAUUGAUGUGAACAUUGACUGUGUAGUUAAACUGGUUGGCAUCAACUGCUUCCUGCACCCAGUCAACAGCAAGGACCUGCAGCACAUCUGGGUGAGAUUCCAUCGCUUUUAAAGGGAUUCCUCACGCCCCAUUCCUACACAAGAAAUCUAGAGUUUCUGGUCUGUAGUUUAGAGCAUUACUCUGCAGGCACCAAAUGUUCUGUGUAGAAAUAGUAAUAUUACAGAUUAUGGGUGUUUAAAAGGCAUUGCAUUGUUUGAGACUGUAUCACUUUCUCUACUUUCCACCCUGUUGCCUUUGCAGUCAAGAUGAGCUAAGGAGCAUGAACAAUUAGGUGUUUAUAUAUUUUGGAUAAAUAUCUAGUAUGUAUGCAAGGCUACCAGUCCAGGAUAUAGGGAUUACCCAAUUGUGUCUAUGGGGGGGGGGAAAACGCCUUAUACACAACUGGGUAAUCCUGAACUAGCCUUAAGGACUGGUUUGAGAACCACUGCAUUCGACUUUGCCUUUGUCACCAGAAGUGGUAGAUUUAUUGUGGGAUGUUUAGGUGCUUGUAUAACUUGGUGUAACACUGAUUAUACCUUGUUCUGUAUGCCUACACACCUCCUCGGGCCACUUACUUUUUCAAUUCUGUUUCAGUGCUAUGACCUCUUUGUGUUUUAUUUUAUCAGCCCAUCAUGUAUGGAGACUACAUCGUUUAUGAUUGCUGGCUGGGAAAGGUUUAUGACCUUAAGAACCAGGUCAUUCUUAAGCUGUCUAAUGGAGCCAGGUAAAUCCUAUUAAUUUCAUAGUUUGGGUGUACACACAAGUUGUUGUUUUUUUGUUUUUGUUUUUGUUUUUUAAAUAUUUGGAAAUUCUCCAGAUUGUACUAGAUACCUUUUUGUAAACUUCAAACCUGUCUAGCCUGUUUCUAUUUAUAGGCAGUCCAUCUUCAAAUGUAUUAUUUUUGUUGCUGUGAAUUUUAAAGGCCAAAACUAAAUUUCUGCCAUUCAUUGGCUAACAGUAUUUUCUAAGUUGGAUUUGCUAGUUUUAGGGAAAUCCACACAGGCUUGUUGCUUUUUGUUUUAAUUUUUAAAGUAGUGUUUUUUGUUUUUUCUCUCGCUCACCCAGAUGUUCCAUGAGUACAGAAGAUGCAUCCAAGCUGUAUGAUGUCUGUCCUCAUGCCAGUGACUCGGUAACUGUUUUUUUUGUUUUGUUUUUUUUUCUUAUUGGAGAAUAGUUUCAACCUGAACACCUCUUAAGGUGGCAUUGCUGCUUCAAUAGUCAUCAAGGCUAUUUACUAAAGUGACGAUUGUCAGGAAUUCAAAGAAAAUUGCAAUUGUAAGCCCAAAGUAUCCAAACUGGAAGCAUAACGGAGUUAGAUAAUUUCUCUAUUUCGGAUAUGUUUUCCUUUUAUUUGAAAUUCCAUUUGGAUUCCUGUAUGAUCUAGCUUCUGCAAAAAACCCUGUAUGUAGUAAAUCAAUAGUUCUCCACCUCAAAUGUCAGUAGUAUGGAUGACCAACCAAAGUGUUACAAUUUGGCUUGCAGAACCAUGGGAUUGAUAGUUAAAUAGAUAAAGAGUUGCCACUUGCUACAGUUAUAUACUGCACUGACAAACAAAUCUAAUUAAUCUGCCUUGACCGUAUAAUUAGCUAACCUCUUAUAACACAGCUAAAAUGUAUUAUUCUAAAUCUGAUCAUAAAUCAUUGUUACAUGAUUGCACUCUCGACUUUUAUAUAUUUAUAUAUGUAUGUGUGUAUGUAUAUAUAUAUAUAUAUGUGUGUGUGUGUUUUUCAAGAUUUCACAUUUUAACUUUUAUGCUGUAUUGACUAGUGUAAUGCAUUUAGAAACAAAUCCUGUUUAAUGCGGCUCUUUUGUGGUUAUUUAUUUAUUUUUGUCUGUGAUAUCUGCAUUACGCAUUUUUCCAUUUUAUACAAUCAAUCAAGACUAGUACUUUACUAAAAUCAGGCUAUAUAUAUAUUGAAAACCUCUUUGACUAUACCAUUAAAUAUUCAACGUUUGUUUUUUUGUUUUUGUUUUUUAUUUCAGCCAUAGCCAGUCGGUCAGGUGUGGCUUUUAGCAAGGGAACGUGGCUCACUGCUACCACAACAAGGCACUUGUGUUUUUGUGUUUAGUAAAUUUAUUUUAGGGGACCUUUUAUAUAACAUCCACUAUAUCAAUCAAUUUCAUAUGAGCAACUUUGGAAAAAGGACUAGAGAACCGUUGAUAUCCACAGCAAGUCAUGGAUUUUAUUUGAAUAGAUUCCAACUUUUAAGUAUUUCAGGGAAGGAGGUUGAUGCUGAGGAGCACCUGUGCACAAGGGAUUCAAAAGUCAGCUAAAAUGGUUUAAUUCAAUAUUUACAGAAACUUUAUUUGUUAUUAUAAAAUAUAGUGAACAUAUGAUAAAUCCGGCUGUACUUUAUAUUUUUUUAACUUUUAACUCCCAACAUUGAGAAUACUAAAAUCAAGUAAUGUUUUUAUUUCCAUGUAUUUUUCAGUAUAAAAUCUUGUCCAUAAAGCCUCACUCAUGUAUAUUCUAGCUUUGACUACCAGCAUGUAGAGGAAUGAAUUACUCAGCCAGAAGCUACUGGUCACUGAUAUAAUUAAUGUAAAUUUGCUGAAAAUGUAAGCUCACUCCCUAGUUUCAAACAGUGCAGGAAGUUUCACUGGGUGAUAGCCUUCUUAAAGUCAGGAAGGGGAGAGGAGUGAAUGGACUGUACCAUUACUUUCUUAGUAUUACAUUAGCAGUCAAGAGAUUGAUUGUCGAUUGCUAUAGCAAUUUUAAGGACAUUUAUUUCAGAAAUGUUUGAUUUAACUGUAUAUAGUCAUUAUGUUCAAAACCAUCCAUUCUUUUUACAUUAUGUUGACAUUUUUAGUAAACUGCACUAGGGAUUGACCGAUAUUGAUUUAUUUAUUUUUUUAGAGCUGAUACCAGUAAUCUGUGAACUUUCAGGCCAAUAGCCGAUAACUUACCGAUAUUCUGUACAUUUACCAUUUUGAAAAAUAAACAAUUUCUAAAGGUAAAGGCACAAAAUAUACAUGCCACAUGUAGUGGAUGCAGUGUGUUUAGACAGGGGAGCUGUGUGUGUGUAUAUAAUGAAUGCAGAGUGUGUUUGUGUAGUCUGUAUAGUGAAUGCAGAAUGUUUGUGUGGUGUGCAUAAAGUGAGUGGUGUGUGUGUGUGUGUGUAUAGUGAAUGCAGUGUGUUUGUGUGUGUGUGUAUAGUGAAUGCAGUGUGUGUGUGUAUAUUGAAUAUAUGAAAAUAUAUAUAUAUUUAUUAUUUAUUUUUUUAAGUCAUCCCCCCGCUUCUUACGUGGCAUUCCCUGGUGGUCCUGUGGCAUGGACUGUGAAGUGGGGGCCCGCAGCAAGCUCUUGCUUACCUUCCCAGCAGCUCCCCUGUCUAAAUCUCACGUCCAGUGUGCCGUGUGGAGUGUUGCCAUGGUAACCCGUGGCAACGCUCUGACGGCCGCGGGACUCACGAGAUUUACACAGGGGAGCUGCUGGGAAGGUAAGUAAGAGCUUGCUGCGGGCACUCCAGGACCGCCGGGUUUGUAAUGGGCCCUGAUAUGUAAUAUCUGUAUCUCUGUAGGCCGAUAUUGCUGAAAAUGCAGAAUAACAGCCGAUAAUCUGUCGAUCCCUAAACUGCACUACUAGUAAUACCUCCAGGUUCCUUACAAAUACAUAUAGGCAAAGUGUUUGACAAUGUUAUUUAUAUAUUUUUGUCACAGCUACAAUAUGUGAGAAAAUUGUUUACAUUUCAGACACUGUGUGAAAUAUUGUAAGAUGGAAAAAACACUGUGUAUACUGUCUAAAACAUUUCAUUUCCCAAAGAUGAACGAAUAAGUGAAAAAUAAAAAUGUGUGUGAAUUUACAUAUUUACAUUUAUUUUAUUUUAUUUUUUAUUGUAUUUUUUUAAGUCUGGCUGCAAAGCAAUACAAAUGCAAAAUUACUGUUAUAUAUUUCAAUAUAUCCCUUGCUUCAAAUAAAUGUUAUGCUAAAAAAAAUUUCAAUCAAAAAAGUGAAGGGGUUAAACAUGUUAUAUGUUCUAUGCACUGUUUCUAUUGGCAGAGCCAUUGUAAGGUCAAACAUCAUUGUUCAGUCAGUUGAGAAUUGUUACAGCAUGCUCACCCUUCAUUGUCCUCUUAUAGGGCCUGUUCUUCGAUGAUUCUUAUGGCUUCUAUCCUGGGCAAGUUCUAAUCGGCCCAUCCAAAGUGUUUUCAAAUGUUCAGUGGCUCUCAGGGGUCAAGCCAGUUCUCAGUGCCAAGAGCAAAUUCCGUGUGGGCGUUGAAGAGGUAAUUAUACUUUUAAGCUUUUCAUCUAGAUUGGUAGCCAAAUGUAUAUUGCGAUCAAUUCAUUCAAUUAAUAUAAAUACAAUUCUGGCAAAAGAAAUGUGUAACCAGUGCUUUCAUAAGCUGACUUUAUCAUUGUUGAUGGUUGAGGUAGCAGUUUCAUUUAUUUAUUACUAUUAUUAUUACGUAUAAAGCACCAACAAGUUCUGUAGCGCUGUACAAUGGGUUGACUAACAGACCCGUAUUUGUAACCAGGAAAGUUUGACGAACAGGGAUUGAGGGCCCUGCUUUUACAUGCUAGAGGGAGUGGGGUAUAGUGAUACAAAAGGUAAGGGUAGCGUAGAAAAGUAGGUUGCUAGGAUAGUAUUCAUUGAAGGCUUUGUGUUUUGUUUUGAUGACCGUUUCAGGAGAGGGCAAUUACAUGACCAAUUAAAUAGAAGUUCAGUUAUUCUGAAACAGUCUUGGUUUUUUGUUUUUUUUGGUAUUUUUUUUUUUUCUCAUUUUGGUUGCUUUCUUUCCCAUCUCUUUUCCUCUCUCUUCAGGUGCAAGUAACAGAACUUAGAGUGACUUGGAUUACAAAAAGCUUUUGUCUUGGAGGUACAGAUUCUAUGGACCCACCAUCCUCCGUAAUAACUCAGGAGAAUGUAUCUAAGUGAGUUGCGCAACCCUUUCAUAGUUCUGUAGUUACAUAGCUGAAAAGAGACUUGCGUCCAUCUUGCUGUUGAUCCAAAAGAAGGCAAAAAACCCAGUCUGUAGCGCUUCCAAUUUUGCAACAAACUAGGAAAAUUUUCUUCUUGACCCCAAAAUAGCAGUCAGAUGUCUCCUUGGAUCAAGCAGCUAUUACCCCACUAAUUAUAUCCCUGUAUGUUAUGUUUUUGCAAGUAUUGAUCCAAUUGCUGUUUAACCAUCUGUAUGGACUCUGAUAAAACCACCUCCCCAGGCAGACAAUUCCAUAUCCUUAUUGCUCUUACAGAAACAAAAACCCUUUCUUUGCCUUAGAUGAAAUCUCCUUUCUUCCAGCUGUAAUGCGUGACCUCGUGUCCUAUGUAUAACCCUGUUUAUGAAUCGAUUUCCAGAUAAUGGUUUGUACUGGCCCCGAAUAUAUUUGUAUAAUGUUAUCAUAUCCCCUUUAAGGUGCCAUUUUUCCAGACUAAAGAGAUUUAAAUUUUUUAACCUUUCUUGGUAACUAAAAUGCUCCAUUCCUUUUAUCAAUUUUGUAGCUCGUCUCUGCUCUUUUUCUAGUGCCAUGAUAUCCUUCUUUAGAACAGGUGCCCAAAAUUGCACAGCAUAUUCAAGGUGUUGUCUUACCAGCGAUUUAUAAAGGCAAAUUAUAUUUUCAUUCCGAGAAUUUAUGCCUCUAUUUAUACAUGACAAAACCUUACUGGCCUUAGUAACUGCAGAUUGACAUUGCAUAUUGUUGCCUAAUUUAUUGUCUAUAACAAUUCUCAAAUACUUCUCUUGUGGUGUUAUCCCUAAUUCACUACCAUUUAGGGUGUAAGUUGCUUGUGCAUAACUUUGCAUUUCUCUACAUUCAUACAUUUCAUUACUUUAUAAAGUUUUGUGUCAUCUGCAAACACUAAAACAUGGCUUACAAUUCCUGUUGCAAGAUAAUUUCUAAACAUGUUAAAUAGAAGCAGUCCCAAAACAGAACCCUGAGGGACACCACUAACCACUUAUUCCAGCCUGAAAUUUUACCCUUAAUGACAAUUCAUUGUACUCUAGCCUUAAGCCAGUGUUCCACCUAAGAACAAGAAUAUUCAUCUGGACCAAAUUAUUUUAGUUUGAAGACUAACCUCUUGUGAGGAACCGUAUCAAAUGCCUUGGCAAAAUCCAAGUAGAUCACAUCCACUGCAACACCCUGAUCUACAGAAACAACAAAGCGAAAAUUCACAAACUGAAUAUAAUGCUGGCUGGAGAUAAAGAUAUAGGCACCAAAGCAUCCAGUGGUAUGGAACAAUGUAACCAGAGGGGAGACCACUAAAUAUCUGAAGUAACAGGAAGUGUCAACACAAAAAUAAACUAACUCCAAAUAAUAAUAAAUACCAAACUAGCCUUAUAAGGCUACUCCCAUGCCUAAGUAAGUGAGGAGAUAAAGUUACUAAACACAUAAUUCUGCAAUAUACAUAAAGGCUUUUAGUUCUGGCCCUUUAAUGCAUAGGGUGUUAGUAAAUCUCCACUUGCGUACCUAAGCACCAGAAAAAGUGAGAAAGGUCACUGUCAAAAGUGCUGCCAAUAACGUUUUCCUAUGGGGAGGUCUAAUUAGCCAUUGCCGCGCAUGCGCAUUAAGGCUCCGCCGCCGGCUGACAUUGGCGGGGGAGGAGAGUAGACGGAGCCUGACCCAGCGCCGAGGGACAUCGAAGGGGUUCUAACCCAUUCAGCAACUUGGGAUGGGGGGUUGGAGGCAGAGAGGGGCACUGCAGAGUCCAUUUAACUAAUAGACCCAACUCUGUUUCCAGUGUACCUACACUUUUUUUUUUUUUUUUUUUUUUAAGAAUUGAUGUACUUGAAAAAAAAUUUGGGGUUGGUUUUGCAUUCUUUAGCUAUAAAUUGCUAAUUUUCUAGUUUAGCCACUUUAAUUGCCUUUUUGCAAGCAUUAUUGGCUUAUUUUAAAUCUCGUUUUACUUCUCUACUAAGCCAAAUGUACCUUUCUAAUAGUUGUCUGAAUAGUUUCCAUUUAUCCUCAGUGGAUUUUUUUUAAUAAGGAGUUUAUGCCAGUCGAUAUGUUCUAGAGCUGCCCUAAUCUAAUAGAAAUUGGCUUUUUUUUUUUUUUUAUAAAAUCUUUUUUGCUUUCUUGAGUUUAUUUCAAAGAUUACCAUAUUGUGAUCGCUAUUUCCCAAAUUCUCCCCUACUGGAAUGUUGGUCAUAAUUUCGAUCAUAAUACUGUUAUUGAUGGCUGCAAAAUCACGUUUUUUAUUGUAUCGACAUUACUAUUACAAUUAUUUAUUUACCGGAAGAACAAUAAGGAUAUAGAAUUCUCUGGCUGAAGAAGUGGUUUUAUUAGAGUCCGUACAGAUGUUCAAACAGCAACUAGAUACAUACUUGCAAAAAACCUAGUAUUCAAUUAUUUAAAUUUUCAACUGUAAGGUAUUUGCUUUUUGAUCCAAGGAUAAAUCUGACUGCCAUUCUGGGGUCAAGAGGGAUUUUUUUUCAUAGUUUGUUGCAAAACUGGAAGUGCUGCAAACUGUUUUUAUUAUAUUUUUUGGUUUUUGUUUUUUUAUUUUUUUUUUGCCUUCAUUUGGAUCAACAGAAAACAAAUGUGAGGAAUGCUGAACUUGAUGGACACAUGUCUCUUUUCAGCUAUGUAACUAUGUAAGUACACCGAAAUAAACUAUAGUUAGUAUUUGUGUUAUUUGCAUUCAUGUGUUACUAACCUUAAAAAUGUCAUUGAAAUUCCAGUUCCAUUAUUGCCCUAAAAUUAUGUAAUGUUGUAAAUACCCAUUCUCAUUGGUUAAUUUGAUAUUAUGCAGACAAAAUAUAAUUCUGCUAUAAUCAAUGAAGUAUUUUUAUUUUUUUUAAUGAUUAUUUGUUUUUAAAUUUAUAUAUCCUGGUUUUCUAGGGUAGCAAUACAAAUGUAAAAAUUCAAAUGGAGGGGGAUCAAUUUUAAUCCACCUAAUAACAUUCAGUACAUUGCAACAUAUUUCAUUACUUUGAAAUGUUUAGAUCUAUAUGUCCAUAAUUACUGCAUACUUCCCAACAUUGCAAAAACACAGCCUGGGACGCACAAGUUGGGGUUCUAGACGGUGCUGAGAUGAGCUGCAAAACAUGUAUCUUGUGGGUUUGUUUUUUUUCCCCCCCGACCUAUUCCCAAUUUCAUAUGUAUUAUGGUUUCUGGGAACUUAAAAGAUUAGAGGAACCACUUUACGCCCCCUGAAUAAAACAUUGAAAAUCACCUAUCUUUGUGACAAAUAAUCAGGUAUGCUCCUGAUGGUUAUUUGUAAGGAGCUUGAUGAUGUUAUGAGCUAAAUGUUCAGCUUUCUAUAAAUGGCAAAAUAAAUUGUGUUUAAAAAAAAAAAAAGUCUGCAUUUUAAUAUGUAGUCAGUACAUUUAGCUCAUAUUUCUAAAAUAAUGGUGUUUAAAAGUUUUGUUGAAGUCUGCAUUAAUCUCUGUACCGCUAAUGAGUAAAUGAGAAGUGUUAUUUACCCCUCCACCUAUUCCCUGAUGUUGGAAUAGCAGUGUUUGAAGCUUGUUUGGUAUGACCAUACAGAACAUUGUCCUACUUGGGGAUGUGUCCAAUCAUCAGGCCAAUUACAUCAUAUUGGGCAGCAACAGAGGGUGGGUGUUACAGCACUGUAACAGCCAAAUGUCCUUUGAAAUGGCAGUGCUGUAGCAAGGGGCAGCAGGUAAGCACCCUGGGAGCUGUUAUCUGUUAAAGUAAACCUAUCGUAACAGGGUCACUUUAAAUAGGUUCAGUGGAACACAGUUUGACUUGUCUUGUUGGGAUAAAUUAAACUGAUAAACCACAGAAAAAUAAGACCAUUUUGAAGGUAAUGAAGUGUGUGUGUGUGUGUGUAUGUGUAUAUAUAUCAUUUUUUUUUUAUUUUAUUUUUUUUCUCUCCAGGGUUAAGAGACUGGGCUCAUUUGACCACACUCAAAGGCCAUUAGGAGAAAGGUGUCUGUAUAUCUUCCCAACCAAAGUGGAGCCAACAAAAAUUCUUUGUGAGAGCCUUGAGAAGAACUGUCUAUUGGGGGAAGUAAAUGUCUCCAGAAAGGUAAUGGCUAAGGCUUUCUCUUUUGCAAGCAUUGGUAAAGGGAUAUCCUGUAGUUCUGUCAUGCUACAAAUUAUUUUUUUAUAUAUAUAUUUUUUCCUGUGGGGGUAAUGACCAUAGCAUAUGCUAGUUGGCAUGGUUCUAAUGUAUCAGCCAUCCUCUAGUUGUUGGCAGUUAUAGAGCAACCUAAUUCAGUAGUAAGUUGCAGUCAAUAAUGGCAAUUAACUGACAAUAUAAAUGUUGACAUACCAUUCGUGUCAUGGGCUUAUAAUCUAGAAUAUAAAAUGUGUACAAAAUGAACAUUUUACAUUCUGUGAUGCAGUCACAAAUGUGUCAUUGUUAUAAUGUAACAGGUUUUCUAGCUAAUGAUUAUUGUAGUGCCCAUACCCAAUAGUCUACCAUUACAUUGUACCUAAACACUACACCUCAAACCUCAUGGAGUACCAAUAUCCACAUUUUGAUGAAAUUGUCGACUCCCUGGUUCUCCAAAUGGUAGUUCCCAGCUAUUGCAGAACUAAAAUUUCCAUGUUGCCCUUAUGGCUUUAACACUGCCAGAGCUUCAUGGUGGUAUUUCUAGUUCUCCAAAAACUGGGGAACUACCUUUUGUGCACCCUCUUCUUUAAUACCAAAAUUCUGAACUGUUGGUGAUUCUUUAUGACGAUACUACAACUAUUUUAUUAUUUAGACUGAAUUUUCUGAUUGCUAUUCAUAUAGUUGUGUCUUUAAGCAUAUGAAAGUGGUAUUUUAUUGUAUGUCUUAUUAUUUUUUUUAUUUUUUUAUGUUUUCGUUAUACACAACCUUUUACAAUUUUCUUUCCUAGCAGGUGGACAAGUUGAGAGAAAAGCAGAUUGUAAAGAUAAUCUCAUGCACUCAGGAGCCUUCCAGCCAAUCUGAGCUUCUGAAAAGAAACUCUGCAACACUUCCAGUGUUGCAGUUAUAUUUAAAAGGUGCAGAGGGAGGAGAAGCUUCCAGUGAGCAGGUUGAAGAAGUUCCAGAGUUGCCCAAUUCUAACGAGUGUUCUGGAAAAGAUCUACCCCUGGGUACCUUCCGAGAGGUAUUCCACGAUUUCCAGGUGCACUCUACGGAGUUGGACGUAGAUGAUGAUGCUAAUGGAGAUACUGAUGACACUAGCUCCGUGACUUCCUCAGCAAGCUCAACAACCUCGUCCCAAAGUGGCAGUGGUACAGGGCGCAAGAAAAGUAUUCCACUGUCUAUACGAAACCUUAAGAGGAAGCAUAAGAAGAAGAAAAAAAGCAAAGUCUACAGAGCAUUCAAACCAGGAGACAGGUUAGAAAUGUUGUUAGAAAAUGUAGUUAAGUUCUAAUUUGUGUGUAAAAUCGAUGUAAAACAUAGCGUCGUAAACUCAUGAGGUCUUUUUCAUGUGUAAAAUAUUCAGAUAUGUGUGAAUAGACUGCAUCAACAUUUUGGUUUACACAUUGUGAGUUCUUAAAAGGACCACUCUAACAUAAGAAAUUCAAAUUUAUUUCCAGCAGAGUUCCUUUAGAACUGUUUCAUGUAGGGCCCCUCUUGUAACCAUAAACCAAAAACGUGUUAUCCUUCACUACGGUUGCUUCCCGAUCUCUGGCUGAGAUCAUAACUGAUGAUCUGAUCCAAUCCAAUGUUUCUCCACAGAGAAGCAUUCGGGGACCUACUGCUUAUGUGCUACAGUGAGCACCCUUUUCAAAAUGCAUUGUAUUAGUGCAUCUGUUUUUUCAACACAUCAUGUGAGGACCCUGAGUGUCGAUCCUGCAAAUAUUGCUGGACUGUAAUAGGGAGUCUGGCUGCAUGAACAGGCUCUAUUUACAAAAAAAACUUAAAGGUUCACUAUAGUCACCAGAACAACUACAGCUUAUUGAAUUUGUUCUGGUGAGUAGAAUCAUUACCUUCAGGCUUUUUGCUGUAAACACUGUCUUUUCAGAGAAAAUGCAAUGUUUACAUUACAGCAUAGUGAUAACUUCACUGGUCACUCCUCGGAUAGCUGUUAGAGAUCCUUCCUGGGUCAUAGCUUCCUAAAAUGCAUCCAAACAUUCAGUAUCUCCACCCUCUGCAUGCAGACACUGAACUUUCCUCAUAGAGAUUCAUUGAUUCAAUUCAUCUCUAUGAGGAGAUGCUGAUUGGCCAGGGCUCUGUUUGAAUCAUGCUGGCUCUGCCCAUGAUCUGCCUCUUGGUCAGUCUCAGCCAAUCCUAUGGGGAAGCAUUGUGAUUGGAUCAGGCUACGACUUCUGAUGAUGUCAGUAGACAGCUUGUUUUGAGCAGAUAUGAUAGAUGAUAUAAUCUAAAUUGGCUUCACGGAUUGGUGUAAAUGUUAAGUCAAAAGGACCCUCCAAUACCAAACAAACAUAUCAUUCAUGCAUAGGUUGUUGUGAAAGUAGAUAAUCAGUGUUACUGCAAAACGAUGCCCAGAACUACAGUGACUUUGAAAGAAACAUACUGCAUCUACAAUUCCUCAUCCUUGCCCUUCAUUCAUAGCUUACUGUAAGGGAGCUGCGAGCAUGCAUAUUGAUGUGCAAACUACUUUGAAUGGAGCCAGCAGUAAGCUAAUAGCAGCCGUGGUACUGCUGCUUUCAGCUUAGACAAGAGUUUCAUUUCUCAUAUAAGAUGCUGAGAGCGAACGAUAUACCCAUUAAACUCUUCACAUUUUCCUAGCAUGUAUGUAUAUUUAUAGUUACAAAGGAUAGGAGGGGGAGCUAGGUCCUGAAGUAUAGCUUUGUUUAAUUUAUUAACUAUAGUAUACAAUUAUUAGGCCAGGAAUAUUUACUUGUGUUCAUUUUUAAGUAUUAAGCUGCUCAGGAGGAAAAUACGAAAGCUUUGUGAAAAUUCUUAUAAUUGACAUUGCAACUAACAAAUUUCUAAGUCACUGAAAUGUGAACAUGUGAGGUCUGCGAUUAGAGAUGAAUGAUAUUACAAGUCUUUCAAAGAAAUGAAUUGAGCAUUUUAAAGAGGAGGUCUGAGUUCACCUCCUAAAGGCACCCCACAGAUGCCAGCCGUUUGGGGAAUGGGGAGGAGGGGAAUUCGCAUGAGAUGGAGGAUUUGAUAAGCAGUCUUGGAAAGAACGCAGAAGCUGAGUUGUGUAGUAACUAGUAACAAAGACAGAAUUGUAGAGAUUUUGAGGAGCUUUGUUAUGUCGAGGUAAAAUGUUUAAAAUUAUUCGUCAUGAAAUCGAAAUCCAGCAAAAGGCUUUGUAAAAUGGAGCAGUAGGAAGCAAUUGUUGGUGAAGAAGUUUGUGUUGGAAGGUUUUGAUUUUUAAUUAUAAACACGUGUACCCCACUCUACAGGAAUGCUGUAACAUAUAGACGUUUAACAGGGUUUCUGUUGGUGUUUAGAAUCAUUAUCUCCCUGCUGUUUUUUGUUGUUUUUGUGUGUUGAGGGGGAAAAAAACUAAUUGAAAACUCUCCUUAAUUACAUAACAUUGUUCACUGAGCAGCCACUUCCUCCAUCACUGGUAUUUUUUUUUUUUAAAUACAAAAAGAGAAGUCCUGCGCUCACUCCCAUCACUCCUGGGCGGCAGCAACGACCACAGUACACAUCAGCUCCAAUACAUAUGCUAAAAACCAAAGAAAAAAUUACCUGCGCUUUCUCUCCUUAAUCCCUAUGUAUAUUUAAACAAAUGGAGGUCAUUAAGUUACUCCAAUGGCCAUUGGAGGGAAUGCCCAUCUGCCAACGUCAAGGCAGACCCCCAUUCACGGGUCCUACUCUGACCCUUCACUUUGCUUCCUUGAGCUUCUUGCAAAGACAUCUCUACUGAGACAGAGAGGGGUAUUUUUUAUAUACACCCAUGUAUACUUAUUAAGCCUUAAUAGGGAACACAUGGGAUGGGUGGCAGAAUUGUAACAAAGCUGUGUGAUACAAAAAGUGAAUACAAAUACAAAAAGAUAAGUCCUACGCUCACUCCCAUCACACCUCUCCCCCGCCUCUUUAUUAGAGUCUGACUGCGAGACAGAACACACAAUGACCCAGAGGCGUAAAACUAACGUACCCAUCUGCCAUCAGUCCAGCUCUCACUAACCGAGCGGCACAAGCCAUAACUGGACUGAAGGAAUAAACAAUGCAAAUGGUUCCUUAUAUUUCUUAAACUCUGUUUACAUCUGUUCUUAGUUUUUAGAGCUCCCGGCUACUCUAAUAGCAAACGCACUCGCGCACCCAAGCGGCUCGCGACUAUCUUUAAUGGGCGUUUACAUGCUGCACUCUCUCGGAUAGCCUGAGUUUGCUCGGUUAAAUAUGCCUAAAGUUCCUACUCUAUAUAUCCACAAAAACCCCUGUUCAUUGGCACACCAGCUCUGCUUGACAGGUAACUGUCUUAAUCUAUAUGUCAUUAUGUACCUUACAAGCUUAUAUCUCACAUGCCAAUGAGCUGAACAAAAUAAAGAAUUUAAAAAAACGAAAUUGGUACCCUUUCUAGCCAUCCUGUCCCCAGCACACCAGGCCUUCCACUGUUUAGGUGUACUACAUUACGGCUCUAGAGAAUGUACCCAAGUGCAAAAUCAACCCAGUACUCUAAAAAGCCCAAACCGUCCUUCGUACACCACAAUUUUAGCCAUGCAUUAAUCUCUAAUCUUUUGCUGCCUUCUACUGUAGCACGUCACAGGUAAUAUCUCUGAAAAUACUACCUUGGAGAUCCGUUUUAUUCCCAAUUCCCUUAACUCCCUCUUUAGGACAACUCAUUUUCCUCUGACUUUUUCAUCGGUACCAAUAUGGACCAUGACAGCUGGAUCAUCUACAACUUAUACAUGGUUAUAUGCUAAAGUGAAAAGUCAAAGUAAAUUUCAAAUUUAUUAUAGUAGCCAAACUAGGAAAAAAGUCAUGUAAUCUCUAUAAUCUGUUGUCCGGAAUUAAGCUGGUCAGACAAUUCAUUUAUGUAUCUACAUUUAGCAAUAGGUUUAAUAAUUAUGAUCCUGAAGAAAGUCUCUAUUUGGGACUGAAAUUUUGAUCCUGAUUUUAAUCACUUUGGAUUAAAAGUUAUUUUUUAUUAAAAUAUUGUGAGUGCAGCCGUCUACAUACAGAAAUUAGAUGUUGCAGCCCUAGUAGUGGACCCGGCCACUUUAUUCAUUUACAGCCUCAGGCCAAUGAGCUGGCGCUGCACAGUUAAUCACAAGAGAGCUAACAAACACCAUGCAGGAGCUUCCAUCUCCCAAUGCAGGCAGGGACCAUGUGCCAGCAAACAGUCAUAUCCUUAGGGCAUACCUUUUAGGUCUAUGGAAACACCAAGCAUAUUGCGUGCUGGAUGCAGUGAUAUGCAUAGGCCUAAAAUGCAUUCAUUACAAGCCUAAGGCCACAAUGUCUCUGGUCCUUCUCAUUGUGUUAUGACCCAAUUCUCCCUUAUUGAAACAAUGUACAUAUAGUUUUUUUUUUGUUUUUUUUUUGUGUUUUUUGACAUAUUCAUUCCUUAACAGGGUGGCUGUAGAAGUAAUUACUACCGUAACUACAGCGGACGUUAUGUGGCAGGAUGGCAGUUUGGAGACAAAUAUCCGGUCCAAUGACCUACUGCCUAUUCAACACUUGGAUAACAAUGAGUUUUGCCCUGGAGACUUUGUGGUUGAUAAAAGAGGUUAGUAGUCACUGGGAUAACCUAAGCUCUUGUUUUCUGGUUCAGUUGGCAAUGCAACAUUGUAAGUGACCAUACACGUUGGACAGCAAAUUACAUUUAUUUAUUGAACUGGGAAUUUUAUUUAUUUAUUUUUUUUCCCAAAAGAAUUGCCAAAUAUUGGCUAUAAAGUAAUCUGAAUUUAUACAUAUCUAUAUAUAUUUCUGUUCCUUUUUUUUGAGAGCUAGACACAAUUGGUCUUAUUUACCAUGUAUUUUCUUUCCCAUUUAUAGCACAUGCUUCUCAGGAUCCCAGUGUAUAUGGAGUGGUCCAGUCUGGAGAUCACACAGGACGUACUUGUGUCGUAAAAUGGGUCAAACAGAAUCCUGACGAGAAUGAUGUAGAGGUGGUUUGAUCCCUUUGUUCAGUCCUUUCUGUCUUUUUGUACCAUUCAGUUUAGUAUCUGCUGUCAUUUUAGCUUUGCAUGUUUCUAUUCCAAAUAUGCAGAAAAGGGCUGUAGAAAAAGGCUUUAAAGGAACACUAUAGGGUCAGGAACACAUACCUGUAUUCCUGACUCUAUAGUGUUAAAAACACCAUCUGGCCCCCCUUGCCCUCCCUAAAUAUAGUAAAAUUUUACUCUAUUCCAGUCUCCUGCUGCUGGCUCUGCCCUGAUCUGCCUGCUUGAGUGACAUCAUCAGAAAUGCGGAACAGUUUUUCUAUUCCAGCAUGACUGCCCCAGUGCAAAAAGCAAAGUCUAUAAAGAUAUAGUUGGAUGAGUUUGGUGUGGAAGAAUUUGACUGGCCCACACAGAUCCAUGACUUCUACCCCAUUAAACAUCUUUAGGAUGAAUUGGAAUGGAGACUGCUAGCCAAGUCUUCUUUCAACAUCAGUGCCUCACCUAAAAAAUGUUCUACUGGAUGAAUGUGCAAAAUGUCCCACUGAAACACUCCAAAAUCUUGUGGGAAACUUUCUCGGAAGAGUUGAACUUAUUAUAGCUGCAAAGAGUGGACCAACUGCAUAUUAAUAUUUAUGUAUUUAGAAUGCAAUGUCGUAAAUGUCCCAGGUGUAACAAUACUAUUCUCCAUAUAGUGUAGUUUUCAUUAGCUUGUAUUAGUUGCUACCUUUUUCUUGCAUGUUAAAGAAGGUUUACAUACUGUACACAAAAAGUGUUUAUUAGGAGAAUGCAAUUGAAAUUACGUCCUUAGCCUAAUUUAACAUUAUUCCCUUAAAAGAGAUUUACCUAAUCCUUGGUCCUUAACUUGACAGGGCUGGUAUGUGUUUGGUUUUUUUUCUAUCUUCGCUAGAAUAUUACUUGUAGUGCCUUUAGGUGUGAUGUGUUUGUGGUAUCUCUUAUAUUUCAACUUCUUCAGAUUGUUGGGGAAGAAGAGGAUGUGAGUGUAUAUGAUAUUGCUGACCACCCAGACUUCCGCUUUCGAUCAACAGACAUUGUGAUAUUUAUUGGAUACUCUGAGCUAGCUGCCUUUCAAGAUGUCAGCAAGGUGAGACCUUUCUUUCUUUUUUUAUUUUUUUUGUGUAUGUAUAGGUGUUGUGAUGAUGAUCUCAGUAUUAUUUGAUAUUAAGCUCAUCUUUUGGGGAUGGAUCUUUUGAAGACUGAAGACAUGGUGGAAUUUGAUAGACCCUUUAUGGACAGAUGUAGACUAUCCAACCAUACUCUAGGUGGCUAAAAUAUUUCCAUGAAACUACAAAAUAAUCAUUUUCUUUGCUUAAUCAACACUUGCAUCGCCAGAGAGAUGCAAGUGUGGAUUACGCAAAGAAAACUGCUUAUUUUGUAAAGUAGUGACAGCAGACAUUUGUUAGAUCUUCAGUUGUAGAAUUUAAAUCACAUGCUGCUCAACCAUCCUUAGACAACUCCUUUUCUAUUAAUAUGGAUCAUCUGCUGAUUACCCCAGCAUCAAUUCACUCAACCCUUAUGUCUUGCAGCCCUCUAUUGGACAGGUUGCUAAAGUGGACGUCAGCAGCAAAGUAGAAGUAAUCUGGCCAGAUAAUACACGGUCAAUUGUUCUUCCACAGGUAACGAUAUACGUCUUGUCCUGUGAAUCCAGUUCACCCACUAAACUAGGUCAUGUGGUUUACAAUUUUAUGUUGUCAACUUUUUCUGGAGAGAUUAUAAUCCACCACGAGACCCAAGUUCUUCACGAUCCCACAAUAUAUCUCUCUCUCUCUCUCUCUCUCUCUCUCUCUCUCUCUCUCUCUCUCUCUCUCUCUCUCUCUCUCUCUCUCUCUCUCUCUUUCUCUCUCUCUCUCUCUCUCUCUCUCUCGACCGGGGAGGGAUUAAUACUGGUUAGUGAGGUUGGAUGACAGAAACACUGCAGUAAAACUACACAGAAUUGAUCACCGGUAUUUGGAGCUUAUUAGCUUUAAUUUAAGCUUAACUUGUUUAGCUGCCUGUAGUGUAUCUUUAAUAGCAGUCUUUACUGAUGGGGAAACAAAACAGGGCAGGAAAGGGUUAGGAAGUUAGAGCAAAAAUCUGUGUAUAGCUUUGUAUAGAAGAGAAAAAAAAACUUUGUACAAGAUAUAAAAGUUAAUUAUGUUAAUAAUGUGAAUAACUUUUUAUUUUAUUUUUAAUGAGCACUCUAAACCUUAAAAUCACUACAGCCUGCUGUAUUGGUUAUGGUGCCAAGAGUCUGCUAGUACCCACUGUAAGUAAACAGUUUGCAGAUGUAUUGACAGUUUACCUGUGUUCUGCGAUGUACGUCUGGAAGCUUCCUGCAUUGAGCUAAGCUCAGUAGUGGAUGGCUUGGCACAAUGGUGCUAAUGGAAGGUUGAUUGUGCCUGGCAGACCCCAGGUAAGUUGUCAGACUGCUUGUAAAUCUCUUCACUAUUCUCCCUGAAAGGGCACCAGGGCACCCCUGGCACCAUAACCACUACAGCGAACUAUAGAUGUGGUUCUUAGAUUGUUCCUUUUAAGUUUCCAUGCUUAUCUAUAUGUAUGAUCUCCCUCCCCUAUAAGUCUGUCAGCUUGUCUUGGUGGUAUGCAGACUGUAUGUUGUUGCAUUUAAUAUACAGUAAAUAAUAGCCGAUGGCUGACUAGCAGAUUUAUUCCAUAUCUAUGGGCUUUUGAACAGUCUGUGCCCCACUCUCUCAUUUGUCAGUGGUAAUGGCCACCAAUAUAUAAAUAUGCAUUUAAAGACCUUGCCGUAAGUGAAGCAUGCUUCUCUAUACCUAUUUGCUCUACAUUUCUAUCACUUUCUUUUGCCUUUUGGCAGGGCCGCCACCAGAAAUUUUGGGGGCCCUAACUGAGCUAGGGUCUGGGCCACUGGCGGCCCGCCUCCAAAAUCGCCCACAGGGACCGCCUCCAAAUCCCGCCCACAGGAAUACACACAUAGACACAAACACAUUCACUGAUACAAAAGGACACAGAUACACACAUACUGAUACGCAUAUAGGCAUACAUAACGACACACACAUACUGAGACAUACAGGCAUACAUAGUGACAGACAGACACAUACUAACAUACAUACAGACACAUUCAUAAUGGCAGACAGACAGACAUUCAUACUGGCAUACAGACACUGACAUCUAUACACACAUACAUAUACAUACAUUCAUUCAUAAUGACAGACAGACAUACAUUCAUACUGGCAUACAUACAUACAUUCAUACAUACAGACAGACAUGCAUACAGACACUGGCAUCCAUACAUACACACAUUCAUAAUGACAUGCAGCCCACUUGCUGUGGCUGCGUAUUUUUUAAAAAGGGCCCGGUCGUGCUUUUACAUGGCCACAGCGCUGACCGGGCCCCUGAAGAUAUAGGGCCCAUCGAGUGGCCCUAAGUGCGUGACAACCGUUAUAGUUUUCCCCCCUGAUGGCUCUGCCUUUUGGCAUAAUCCAGGGCCAGACUGAGAAAAGAAUUUGGCCCCGGCAUUUUUCAAUCACAGUGGCCCCCUGAGAAGGGGACGGUGCCAGAGAGAGUGUGUUUUGUCAUGACUAGUGACAAGCAUGCCCCCUCUCAAAGUGAGCAUGUUGGUUCAAUGUCACAGUGUAUUGUGAGAAAAAGGCACUGCAUUUGUUCUGUGCAGCGCAAGCAAAUUUAAUAACAUGCUUACGGUGUGUUUGCUUUUAACUUGUCUCUGGUGUCUCUAUAAGUGGGAUACCAGAGGACAAAAGGGCCAGGAAAGCGUAUGGUGCAUGUGUUGGGAGCCUGCUUGUGGAAUUGCGUGCAUGUAGAGUGAGUUGAUUGUGGUGUGGUAUUGUGCAAAUAGGUCAAUUUCAUUCGUGUUUGUGAUGUAAUAUGUGUGGCUAGGGGCUGUAGAGAGUGUGUGUAUAGGGGGCAUAGUGUGUAUAGAGGAUGUAGUGAGUGUGUGCAUACGGGCUAUAGUGUGUGUGUGUGUGUGUAUAUAGGUGACAAAGUGUGUGUAGGGGUUGUAGUGUGUUUAGAGAAUGUUGUAUGUGUUUGCUUACAAGGAAUGUAGUGUGUGCAUAGAGGAUCCAGAGUUUGUAUGUCAAGAAUGUAGUAUGUGUAGGUGGUGCAGUGUGUGUGUGUGUGUGUGUGUGUGUGUGUGUGUGUGUAGGAGAUCUAGUGUGUAAAGGACCCAGAGUGUGUGUGUGUGUGUGUGUGUGGAGGAUUCAGAGUGUAUAUUUUAUGUUUGGAUGAGGGGCACGUAUUAUGUGGUGUGUGUGAAGGUGUUCUUAUCUGCCGUCACAUUCAAUUAUUCUAAAUGUCUUUGUCUGUUAACUCACUUAGGGUUAAUUUAUACAAUAAAUAUGUAUUGUGUGUGUGUGUGUGUGUGUGUGUGUGUGUUGUGUGAGUGAGGGUGGUGUGUGUGAGUGAGGGUGCAAUUAUUCUAACUCUCUUUGUCUGUUAACUCACUUAGGGUUAAUUUAUAUAAUGUGAGAGGGUUUGGUGUGAGGGUGGUGUGUGUGUGGGGGUGGGGGGGGGUGCUGUGUGUGUGUGUGUGUGUGUGUGUGUGUGCUAGGAGGGUCUGAGUGUACUGUGAGUGAAUGUCUAUUUAAAAACCGGUAUGUCUUUUUAAUUUUUAUUAAAAAAAUAAAUAAAAAUAAAGUUAUAUCCUCCCCCCCUCCCUUCUUACCUUUAGCCUGGGUGGGGGGGGGGGCUGUGCUGCCAUGGUGGUGAGAGUGAACUCUAGCAUGCAGGGCUAGAGUUCACUCUCGCGAGAUCUGAGCAUUGCCGUGGUAACCGUGGCAAUGCUCAGAAUCCCGCGAGAGGAACCCGGCGGCAGCUUGUAACUGCCUGUGGGCCGGUGAGGGAGAUCUUUGUUCUCCCCACCGGCCCAUGGAGGCACACAGCGGGGCCGGCGCUCGGAUAGCGCCGACAGGGGAGAUCCUGUGAUCUCCCCUGCAGGCCAUAGCAGCCCACCAAAUGCCCGGUAUGCCCGAUGGCCAGUCCGGGCCUGGCAUAAUCCCAUCUUCCCUUGUUUGUCUUCCAACCUUCUUACUUGCUUGUCUACAUUCCAAUACCCUGCUUAGCUCAAUUGUAGAUUGGCCUAACAAGGCUACUGCCGAAGUUCUACUGCAUGGUCCGCUGGCAAGCCUUUAGAUUUGUUCUGUCUAGUUUUCUGGAGAUUGGCUACAGUGAUAAUAAAUGUUCAUACAUUUUUGCAGAUUCCAGUCUGAAAAAGCAAUCUUGAUCCACUUAAGUGCUCAUAAUGUUUUUGGUUCUGCUUCCAGCACCUGUACAAUGUGGAGUCUGAAUUAGAGGAAUCUUACUAUGAUUCUGUAGACAGCAGCUCUAGUGGUGCCUCUUCUGAUGAGUGGGAGGAUGAUAGUGAUAGCUGGGAGACGGACAAUGGAUUGACAGAGGAUGAAUAUAGUCGAACACUAGCAGAUGAGGCAACUGAAACCCCAAGCCAGUGCCUAGCUGCAGAGGCAGCACCAGACACUAAAGAAGAAGAACCAGAGCAGAGCUCUGCAUCAGCUGUAGCCACUGCCCUCCGUAUACGUGAGCUGACUGUGAAAAUGAACGAGAAAGAAGGCAUUAUCAAAAGCUUUAAGGAGCUGAAGGAGGCUAUGAAAAUCUUGGAGAGUCUAAAGAAUAUGACAGUGGAGCAGCUUUUGUCUGGAUCCCCAACGUCUCCCACUGCUGAACCAGAAAAGUUCACCCGAGAGAAGAAGUUCCUGGAUGACAUCAAGAAACUGCAGGAGAAUCUCAAGAAGACACUGGACAAUGUUGCCAUUGUAGAAGAAGAGAAGAUGGAGUUGGCAGCUGAGGGAGAUAAAGAAGAUAAAGCCGAGGCACAGACACCUGUUCGGUCGGAGUGGCCAAGCGAUACACCUGUACUGUGCCAGCAGAGUGGUGGGAAGCCAGGAGUAAUUUUCACCAGUGCCAAGGGAGAGGUGUUUUCUGUGUUAGACUCUGCACCAGGUGAGCAUGUCGUUGGGGGAAAAAAUUAAAUGGUUGAAGUAGCACAUAGGAUAAAUAACCACAGGCACGGUCACGUCAGAUUUUAGCACAACUAAAUAGCCUAGUAAAAUGAUAUAGAUCGCAAGAACCAUGUUAUAAAACAAAUAUAUACUUGGUGCUAUGUUCAACGAGGGUGUGAAACACCCAUUUAAAAAAAAACAACACAUUUUGUGUGUACGUAGAAGUAAACUGUCAAUAAAAAGAAAAAGAAAAAAACUUGUGCCUUAUCCUGCAAGAACAGCGCCUUGUCAGUGGUUAUCAGUUACACCAUUCCUCCUAGUAUAAGCUGUAUGUAUGUCCUAUGAGGCUGUUACCAGUGUACUGUUUAAAUAGAAUGAAUGAUUGAUUCCAUCUUUCAUGCAAACCAACACUAGCUUGCCUUAUGUCUGCCUGGUAUACUGUACUAUGGAAUAAACAAAUUGAAUGUCACAUACAUGCAAUCUGCUAUUGUAUUUAUAAUAUAUAGGUAUAAUUGGAUUAGAUCUCAUGAUUCUCUCCAAACCAUCACCAGUACAAGUUGGCAGCCUUCCGCUGACUUUUUCUAAUAUCCUGCUACAUGAAAAUGUUGUAAUUAGAAGUUUGUUAUAAAAUAAUUAACUGUAGGGGGAAGUAUACAUUUUUAGGAUUUCUAAUAUUAUAUUUACGGAUUCAUAUAUUUAACUCUUAUGUUUCCCAACUGACACUUUGUCCUUUGCAUUUAGUUUAAGGUUCCUCACCCCAAAUCUCAAUAAUAUUUGGAAAAAGGGGGUUGUACUUUACUAUUUUACUUAAAAUUCAGCAUAGAAACAUAGAAUGUGACGACCGAUAAGAACCAUUCGGUCCAUCUAGUCUGCCCAGUUUUCUAAAUACUUUCAUUAGUCCCUGGCCUUAUCUUAUAGUUAGGAUAGCCUUAUGCAUAUCCCAUGCAUGCUUAAACUCCUUUACUGUGUUAACCUCUACCACUUCAACUGGAAGGCUAUUCCAUGCAUCCACUACCCUCUCCGUAAAGUAAUACUUCCUGAUAUUAUUUUUAAACCUUUGUCACACAAUUUAAGACUGUCCUCUUGUUGUGGUAGUUUUUAUUCUUUUAAAUAUAGUCUCCUCCUUUACUGUGUUGAUUCCCUUUAUAUAUUUAAAUGUUUCUAUCAUAUUCCCCCUGUCUCGUCUUUCCUCCAAGCUAUACAUAUUAAGUUCCUUUAACCAUUCGUUGUAAGUUUUAUCCUGUAAUCCAUAAACCAGUUUAGUAGCCCUUCUCUGAACGCUCUCUAAGGUAUCAAUAUCCUUCUGAAGAUACGGUCUCCAGUACUGUGUACAAUACUCCGAGAGGUCUCACCAGUGUUCUGUACAAUGGCAUUAGCACUUCCGUCUUUCUACUGCUAAUACCUCUCCCCAUACAACCAAGCAUUCUACUAGCAUUUCCUGCUGCUCUAUUACACUGUCUGCCUAGCUUUAAGUCAUCAGAAAUAAUCACCCCUAAAUCCCUUUCCUCAGAUGUUGAGGUUAGGACUCUAGCAAAUAUUCUAUACUCUGCCCUUGGGGUCCAGAUCUUGCAGGCAAUCGAUAGGCAUCCUAUAACAUCACACCAACUCUUCUCUUUUCAUUUCCAAUGCUUCUCAUAGAGGAGCAUUGAGUUUGAAAAGCACCUAGUGCUGUGCUCCUCCAGCGAAAUGGAGGCUAGCUAUGAGAGCCGAGUUUGGUUCUAUUCUCACAGUACAACCACCACUAGUGGCUGUCAGAAAGUCGUGUUAAACCCUGUAAUGUAAGCAUUGCCAUAUCUACUAAAUGGUAAUAUUAUACAUUGAAGGGUUAACACUAAAUGACUACUCCACCAUAUUGAGAUGAAGUAAUCGGAGUGCUUUUUGUGGUCCUUUCAUGUAGAAAUCCACACCUUUUUGCCAUGCAACUGGGCCACCUCCAUUGUAGCACCCUGUCUGUUAUCUUUCUAGAUUUUGGUUUACUAUUGUGCACACAUUUUUUACUGUGUGUGCACACAUAUAUCCUCUGAGUUUAAACCAAGGCUCUUAAAUUCCAAUCUGAAUAAUUUAUGCACCUGGUAGACAUUCUAGAAAAGGCAUGCAGGGACAAGGAGAAAUUAAAGUUUCUAUCUUUUCCUAGUUGGCAAUUUUCGCCUUAUCUGAACUUUAUUGUGAUGUAAUUUGUUAGAUCCCAAAAUAAUGUUAGAAGAAAACCGUGCAGGAAGUUAUAGUUGUCUUCCAAUGUUUAUUUUGAUGGUGUAUUUUCCAGAGAGGUGACAGUUUCACUUGAAAUGUUUCUCCAAUACUCUAUCCUUCUAGAAAGUCAUGCAUUCAAAAAGGUGGAAUUCCAGCCAGCUGAAGCUAAGAAGUUCUUUAGCACUGUACGCAAAGAGAUGGCACUCCUUGCCACAUCCCUUCCUGAUGGAAUCAUGGUGAAAACAUUUGAAGAUAGGAUGGUAAAUACUAUUAGGACCCCCUGAAAUUGUUUCUGAUUUCCAGGAUGAUAUAUAGAGUUUUAGAAAGACUCUGGAUGUAUAUCUUUAUUUAGUCAGCACGUAGAGCAAGUAGGGCACCCAGCAAAUCAAAGCAUGGUAAUGUUCGUUGGAUUAAAGUGAGCACACAAUGUUUCAACUUCACCGUAAGGUCUUUGUCAACACUUGACAACGAUCUCCUAGUGAGGUCGAAACAUUGUGUGCUCACUUUGAUCCAGUAAACACCACCAUCCUUUGAACUACUGGAUGCCCAAACAUAUUUGAAUGUAUGAUAAUGUGAGGAUUCUGUGCCUUGGACCAAAUAAAGUUGAUUUUUUUUUUUUUUUUUAAAUUAGAAAUCAUAUUAAUUACACUUUGCCUAGCAGUAGGACAUAGCAGAGUCUGAAAAUAGUCUCUACAAUUGUCACAAGCUGUGCAUUACAACUUUAACAAUGUCACAUAAGUUCUAGUAACAUAGUUUGCGAAAACCCUAUUUCAGGUAAUAAGAUAUUCCGUAAAUAACUUUAGAUCUUGAUUUGUCACCUAAAUUACCAACUACAGUGGGUGUUCUGUAUCAAAAAUAUAUUAAAUCUGUCUUUUUUUUUUUUUUUUUUUUUACUGCAUAUGCUCCCCCAUUUCGUGGGUGUUUUUACCAAUGGCUGUUAAACAUUGAUAUAAGAAUGGAAAAAAAUAGGAAUGGAAGUUUGUAUCAUAAUAACAUUCCAAAUAUUUUUUGGAGCUUGUGUAAUUGUACAGACUAUAAAUUGCUGUGCUCUUUUUACGACUUAAAAGAAAUAAUCAAAAAUGAAGACGCCUUCCUGCGUCUUUCAUUAGAUUAUGUAAUUUCAAAUUCCUCUGCUAAACGGUCACCUUUUUACAGCGAAUAUUAAAGGUGCAGCACUGCAUUCAGAGUCUCUGCAUGGAGAACUUUCCUCAUCUAGAUGCAUUGAUUCAAUGCAACUCUAUAAGGAGAUGCUGAUUGGCCAGGGAUGUGUUUGACUUGUACUGGCUCUGUCCCUGAUCUGCCUCCUUCACAGUCUCAGCCAUUCCAAUGUGAAAGCAUUGUGAUUGGCUCAGAUCUCCACUUCCGAUGAUGUCAGCAAAGCAGGCAGGUAAGGGGCAGAGCCAGCAGAAGCAGACUGGAAUAAAUGUAUGAUUUUGCUAAAUUUAGUGAGGCCAGGGGGCUAGAUGGUGGUUUUACCACAAGGGUCAGGAAUACACGUUUGUGUUCCUGACCCUAUAGUGUUCCUUUUAAUAUGAUUAAUGAUAUGUUUGUGAAUGAAUUAUUGAUAAAUGGGCCUAGCAACUCAGGGAAAAAAUUUACUAUUUGAAGCUUAAAGGGUACCAAAAAAAUCAUUAAAGUGAUAUCAGGGCAUAGAUACUGCCUCUGCAUCCUUCCUGAAAAAUGGAACGGUUUACAUUUAGCAGUUUCCAAUUGAAUGUAUUUUAUUUCAAGCAUUCUGCGUCUGCAUGUGUAAAGUAUGCUGUGUGCAUUCAGUGUUACACUAUGAGAUCACACCCUGUAGAAGCAAAUACAGAAAAUAGUCCAAUUUGUAUGUAUAUUUUUCCCCUCCAUAUAGGACCUCUUCUCUGCAUUAAUCAAAGGCCCCAAUCGGACACCUUAUGAAGAUGGCCUUUUCCUCUUUGACAUUCAGUUACCCAAUAUCUACCCUGCGGUGCCACCACUUUUCCGUUAUCUUUCCCAGUGCAGUGGGAGGCUGAACCCAAAUCUGUAUGACAAUGGGAAGGUGUGUGUCAGCUUGCUAGGAACCUGGAUUGGAAAGGUAAGCUGCAUCUUAUUGGUACUCAGAGCCACUUAUCCAUGUAUCCUACCAUGUGGUGGUCUGUACACAGUCUACUUUUAUAUGAACACUAUAUGAGUGGGGAGCAAGCUUUGUAUUUAUUUGUUUUAAAGUGUUAUACCCAGGCUCCGGGUACCUAGAGGAGUCUACAAUUAUGAAUGUAUUUUUACGUAGAUAAGCACUUGAUUCUAGAGUUUAGACAAAACAUACUGCCCUGUGUUUUUGAUUGUAGAAGAAUUUUGGAAGAAAAUAAAUAGAAUUCAUACAUUUUGGUGGAAAGUACCGGUCACUUUCAACAAGGGCUUUCCAAGGAGCUCGCUCAGGUUGUUGGUACUGUUCAAUGCCUCACAACCUCCUCUGUUAACCCCUUAAAAUAGCACUCUGUUUGGUGGUCAUGGGACCGUGAACAGCCUCAGAGAAAUUUUACCGGAUCGCGGAAAUUCUGCAAUCCAAUUUUAGAGUUCCAGGUUGCGCUCGGUCUCCUACAGGGUAUUGACGUUUCCAUGACCGCUGAAUAAGAUGCUUCAUCCACCACCUCCACCUAAAAGAGCUAAGUGACUGGGUGAUCUGUCAUAACUUGCUUUUUAUGCCAGUGCAGAGGCAUUCUCUAUGCAGGAGUCAUUCUCUAUGCAGGAGUCAUUCUGUGAGAUAAUCAAGAUUGAUGAUUUCUGUGCAAGCUUGAGCCUGUUUUUGGCAUUAUUGCACUGUGUACGAUAGUCCUGAAUUUGAACGGGCAGAUGUGCCUCAAAGUUUCAAAACAAAUGUAAAAAUUUUUGUUUCUUUGAAACACAUUUUACAUUGCCCAAGUAAAGAGACUGCAUAUAUUUUGCUUCUUUAAGAUGUAGUUUGUAUGUAUCCCUUUAAAUUGAAUUGUAUUUUAGUUUUUCCUAUUGAAACCAUAUGUGAAUAGUAUAUAGAUUUAACAAAUAAUGGUAAAGUAGAAGAAUUCUUUUUUUUUUGUACUAUAAUAUAUAGUGUGUGUAUUUAAAUAUUUUCUUUGUAGGUGUGUGUGUAUAUAUAUAUAUAUAUAUAUAUAUAUAUAUAUAUAUAUAUAUAUAUUACGUUUUUGUUGUUAUAGUUGUUUAGAUUUUGCUUUUGUAAUAUAUAAUUUCUGUAUGUGUUUUUGUCCUAUUCACAUGAUGUACAGACGAUAACCAUUUAAUCUUUGUUACCCCAGUGUUUUUAAUUACUUUAACAUAACAUUGUCUAUCUGUGCAGGGUACAGAGAGAUGGACCAGCAAGUCCAGUCUGCUGCAAGUGCUCAUCUCUAUACAAGGUGGGUGGGUGUCUGCGUUUUUUGUUGUUGUUUUUUUUGGGGGGCUUUUACAAUUGGAAAAAUAUUGUAAUAUUACAUCAAAAUUACCACCUUUACCCUUACCGCCAUUAGGACCUUCCACAAUUAGGACAGCAUGGAACUUCCUAUAGAUUUGUUCUGAGCAGGGUUAAAUACCUGCUCACACCAUGGAGUCCCAGAUACCAAUCUAUGCAUGGGACUCCCGUCUGUCAGCUACGUCCGUCUUUAGGGGCACCAGAAUAAAAGUUAAGCUGUAUGUAGAGCUCAAUAGAUAUAUAGUACACUAUAUUGACAAAGGUAUUUGGACACCUGACUACUACACCAACAGCGAAUGUCAUGACAUUUCAUUCUAAAUACAUAGACAUUAAUAUAUAGUUGAUCCUGUCUUUGCAACUAUAACCCCUUCCACUCUUCUGGGAAGGCUUUCUACAAGAUUUUGUAGUGUUUCUGUGGGAAGUUUUGCCCAUUCAUCUAGUAGACCAUUUUUGAGGUCAGACACUGAUGCUGGACGAGAAGGCCUGAUUAGCAAUCUCCGUUACAGUUCAUCCCAAAGGUGUUCAAUGGGGUUGAGAUCAGGGCUCUGUGUAGGCCAGUCAAGUUCUUCCACGCUAAACUCAUCAAGCCAUGUCUUUAUGGACCUUGCAUUGCUGGGUCACAGUCAUGCUGGAAUAGAAAAGUGCCUUCCCCAAACUUACCAUGAAUUUGGGAGCCUAGAAUUGUUGAAAAUGUCUUUGUAUAUUAAAGUAUUAAGAUUUCCUUUUCCCAGAAGUGUACGGCCUAGCCAAACCCCUGAAAAACAGCACCAUGCCAUUAUCCGUCCUCCACCAAGCUUUACAGUUGGCACAUUGCAGUCAAGCAAUAUUCGCCUGGCAUCCACCAAACCCAGACUCGCCCAUCAGACUGCCAAACAGAGAAGCAUGAUUCAUCAUUCCACAGAACUCAUUUCUACUUUUCCAGAGUCCAGUGGAGCUGUGCUUUACACUACUCGAUCUGACGCUUAGCAUUGUACUUGAUGUAAGUCUUGCGUUCAGCUGUUUGGCCGUGGAAACCCAUUCCAUGAAGCUUCUUCUGCACAGUUUUUGUGUUAUUCAUGCCAGUGGACGUUUCGAACUCUUCAGCUACAGAAUCAGAAGAGCGCUGGCGACUUUUACGCACCAUGCACCUCAGUACUUUAUUUGGUCUUCCUCUUCGUGUUGCUGGUGUUCUUCAACACUUUCACUUACCAAUAAUACCCCUUACAGUUGACUGUAAGAAAUAUCUAGCAGGGUUGAAAUUUCCCAAACUGACUUAUUGCAAAGGUGGCAAUAAGGAAUUCACUGAGCUCUUUAGAACGACCCAUAUUUUCAGAAAUGUUUGUAAAUGCAGACUGCAUGGCUAGUUGCUUGAUUUUAUACACCUGUGCCAAUACUUUUGUCCAUAGUGUGUGUAUGUAAUAUGUAUAUAUCAUAUAGUGUGUGUAUGUAUCUACAGAUACAGAUGUAUGUAUCUAUAGAUAGAGAUAAGUCAGGGGUGUGUGUGUAAUAUAUAUUUUAUAUAAUGUGUGUAUGUAUCUACCUAUAUAGAUAGAGAUAAGUUAGAUGUGUGUGUGCAUAGUGAUAGAGAGUAAAAAUAUACGCAUAACCCCCCCACCCCCCAUUUCUCUUCUUACAGGUCUCAUUUUAGUGAACGAGCCAUACUACAACGAGGCUGGUUUCGACAGUGACCGCGGCUUACAAGAAGGGUAUGAGAACAGUCGCUGCUAUAAUGAAAUGUCGCUCAUCAGAGUUGUCCAGUCUAUGACACAGUUGUUACGCAGACCUAUUGAAGUUUUCCAACAGGAGAUUAAGGAGCACUUUCAGAUUAGCGGCUGGCGUCUAGCUCGCAGGAUAGAUAACUGGCUAGAAACCAAUGCCGUGGUGGAGAGAAGAAAGGCGCUGCCUAAUGGCCAGGAGCACCCAUGUAUCGUUCCUUACAGCCCCACUGAUCAAGAAUGCACUCCAGAACCUCCACUGGGUUCAAAGGAUUUGGAUGAUUCAGGUUGUGGAGCCUCUACCCUUUCUCCUGGGGAUACCCAGCAAUACUCAGACUUGGAGAACAUGGGCAAAGGAGUUUUGCUUUGCAGUAGUCCUGCUGAGGAGGCAAAGGGUGCAACUGGGGGAGCACAGCCCAGUGUGAAACCAAAGAAACGCAGAAAGAGCUAUCGUAGUUUCCUGCCUGAUAAGAGAGGCUACCCUGACAUCGGCUUUCCCCUGUUUCCCCUGUCAAAGGGCUUCAUCAAAAGCAUCCAAGGUGUCCUAAGUCAGUACAAGGCUUCACUUCUGGAAGCUGGUAUCACGGAGUCCCGUGUUGACAGACUAGUACUACCAUUGUAAAAACUAGAGAGAGGCAGGGAGAUGCACAUACUGCCUCCUUCCCCAACUUACCACUAAUAUUCACAAACCCUUUGUGACCCUGUCCUUUCCACUGCCAGGUGGUCCCAUAGGUCUCUGCAAUAUCUUAAUGUUAUGAAACACAGAACAACUCGUAAACACGAAGACCAAACAAGAUUGUAAUUGAAUUCAAACAUCUGUGUUUUUCGCUUUCAUUGUAUAUUGCGGUGUUAGUUUUGUUGCUCCUGACAUCAUAUGCUGGAGACAAAUUUGCUGCUAUGGGGUGAAGUGUUCACUGACCGUCUAACAAAAAAAAGCAAUCCUUUUCUCUCCUUGAAAAGCUAUUUAUUUUCACUGUUGCAAAAGAUACUUGGUAUAAAAAAAUAUAUCCACCAAGUCUGUAAACAACCCAAUAUGGGUACCUAAAAAAUGUAGGGGAAAAAAACUGUAGAUGAGAAAUGGUGGUAUGGCGACUUCGAGUUAGCUAUUACAUUUCUGGGCCGGACCCAAAUUAUUAAAUAAAAAGAAAUGACAUUAUUAUUCUAAUAUACUAACAAUCAACGUUUCUCAAUGGAAUAUAUACUACCCAUAUGCAUGUUUUGGCCAAAGGCUACCCUAGACUGUAAGUACGUUCAUGCACCCAUAUCUGGUGCUGAGAAAUAUUUGGUGAAAUUAAUGGGACAGUCAGACGUACCGAUCUCUUUAGAAUGAGCGAGAUUGAGACCAACCCUAAGGAGUUCUACAUCAAAUGUGUAAUACAUUUGGAGUUGUCUAGUUGUAUUUUAGAAGCUAUAGUUCCUUGACUAAUGGGGUUUGUCAUGCUUCAACCUACAUUAAAGGGUAUGGUACUUUCACACGUUAUCUUUGACCACUAUUUCAUUAAAUUGAGCGUGGAAAUUACCAUUGCACAGUGCUUGGAGUAUAGUGCUUCAUAAAACUAUAUCAUUAACCUCAUUUUAAAAGCUAAUUUAUCACUAAAGACAUAUCUUUUGUGCAGCAAACCAUUUAAUUUUGUGUUUUGCUAAAUAAUGGAAAGAAAAACGCUUGAUAGAUGCCGCCACACAUUUUUUUACAUUAUGAAAAUAGUGAAAUAUUGCACAGAUAUAAAAAGGACCAUCUUAUUAUAUACUUAAGAUUGACUACUCGGUGAAAAAUGGACCAUUAUGUUUCACAUUUUAAGCCAAAUUUCUGGAUUGGAAAAUUAUCUAUCCCGCCUAUUUAAUAAUAUUUAAUCAUUUUGGGAUAAAAUGUUAUUCACUGGUCAGUUCCUAGUUUAUCAAAUAAUCCUAAUACUGAUACAAAAAUAAGUGAACAAUUGCACUUUUAAAUCCCUUUUUUUUUUCUUUUUUUUCUAAAAAUAUCUCCAUGUAAAAUUAUAAUUAGCAACACCUUAUAAAGUGCAAUAGCCCAAAUAUACACGCUGAAAACCCAUAUAUCUAAAAAAAAAAAAAAAAAGUGCACACCUUUUUUUGAUGUAAAAAAUAACCCUGAUAGUCUGUCUAAAAUAAUAAAAGGGAACUUGUAUUUCUACUUUGACGGGAACAGUAAAGUAAAAAUAAAUACGGAAAUAUGUAGGCUUUGUUAAUCUUACAUUUGAUUAGUGCAAUUAUAUUAAAUAAGGAUUUUUUUUUGCGUAUAUAAAUAACCAGAAGAUGCUUUUCCAUAAAUUCAGUAAAGUGAGGCCUUCAGUAGCUACUAGUUAAAAGCUUAUGGUAUCAUUGUCCAGUGUUGUACCCAGUCGUGGUUGUGCCCUCUCUGUGCUUGAAGUAUUUACCAUUUUAAACAGGUCUCACGUCUUUAUAUUUUAUCAAUGGAAUCUUCAGAACUGAACAUUUUGUGAAUAAUGCUGAUCAUUGCUGCAUAAAGCAAACUAUGUGUAGUUUAUUUGUGAAGAUAAGUAGCACACUGCCACGCAAACGCCAAACAUGGCCAAAAUAUACCCCAGUACCUUUUCCCGCACUCAGCCACACACUGCCUUACAUCUAGGCAUGUUUACAAACCCCCUUGCCCCACAUUCCUAAUAAUGUGAAACUUAUUCCUGGGGACAAUUAUUGCCAUCUCCCUGCCCCUCUUUAAUGCGGUAAUAUCCUCUGUGUAUGUAAUAUUUAAGGAUUUAAAUAAUGCAAAAUAAAUAAUAUUUAAAAAGGUGCAAAAAGGAGCGCAUGAGUGUUGACGGCCAGUAGAUAUAGGCUGCGUGAUCUUAUUUAAACCAUGUACAAACUAAGCUGCAAAAUGUUUUUUUGUUUUAACUCCUUUUAACCCCUUCUCUUCUGCAGUAUACUACUUAACAAGCCUAACAGUUAUGCAAAAGGUAUGGGAUACCUUUUUUUACCUUAUGGCGUUGUCUUUGCUUACUCACGUGCCGAAUGCAUGAAAAUUAGCAGCAUGCCCAUGACAAUGUUUUGGGUAGCUGUGCCAAGAUUGCACCAAGCAGCCUGGAUCACCUAGCCAUGUUGGAAUCUAUUCACAAUGAAUGUCUUUUAGAUUCUGUAAGAACAUGGGGGUAAAAAAAAAAAGGCUAGCCUACGGGUCUUACUUUGAAGGCUUAUCAUGCUGCUCUGGAGUUCAUUAAUAAGCUGAUAGACUGUAAAGCUAGUGUUGGGGCAGAAGGGGUUAAAAAUAAAUGAAUGACUUAAUUCCUUGCAUCUGGCAAAUGUACAGUAUUUAAAUGCUGGCAACGGAUCUGUUUUGAACCAAAAUGCUGUAAACUGCUGAAUGCCAGAGCUUUCUGAUGUGUGCGUGUGUGUAUAGUGCUGUGAUAUUUAAUUUUUUACAGGGUUUUUUUUCUUAUGCUAAUUUAAUGUUUGGAAAAAAACUGCAGGAUUGUUUAAUUAAAGAUGCCUCUACUGACUGACUGAGAAUUUCGUGAUUCACUUAAAC